GUUCAACCUUAGUUAGCCUCCAUCCACUUCCUCGCCACGCCGUAGCGCAGUCGUUUUGGACUACCUUUCCCCUUCCUAAUCUUCUCUUUUGAGAACGCCUAUUUUGAGAGACUAGUGGGUGCAGCUUGGGAUCCCAAACAUAGACACGUUUCCGUUGUCCCUGAACAGCUGUAAACAAUCAGAUGUAUUCUCACACACCACCUCUUCUGCCGCCCAAGCCAUCAGGAAGUCACGAGGUGACACACAUAAACACAGCGGAAACCUCGCCGUCGCCGCGGCCCCCCGAACGUCCGGAGACAGGGGGUCCCGGUGCCGAUGGCUUUCAACAAGGAGGCUUGACCCACAAUGGGCAAACCAUCUCGGACCCCGGCGAGCAAUGGUUGCCCAAGUUUCUCCAAGACAAGUCCAAGCAAGACGAUCUCGUCGUGAUCCUCUCCAACCCAUCGCUUCUCUCCGCCUUGACACAUUCACCGGAAACCAUCCACCCGUCUUUACAGGCGUCACACGACACAUUGCAGUCUGCGCUGGCUGAGAACGUCCAGCGGGCUGCUCAGCUGCUGAAUCUCGAGGCACGCCUUGCGAACCGUCGAUCAUCGACUCAAGCUCAGCUUCUGUCGACCCACGCCCUCGAACGCCAAUGGCGGGCCAAACAAGCCGAGAUGGACCAUGCCCUCACCCACUUUGCCCCAGUACGGCUGUACCAACGGCUCAGCCAGGGCUUGCAGGAGCAAGAGGCCGUGUGUUGUGCUCUCGAGGAAAGUUUUCUCGAUAGUGGUGGCGAUGGCACGCCUGCGUCGGAGCGAGAGACCAGCGACUGGGUCAGGAAAUAUAGGGAGGCCAAGAAGCUAUACUACCUGCGGCAGGAACGCAAGGAGAGAUGGGACGAGGGGAGGGUUGGUGGAUGGCGCUGAUGAAUAAUGAUGUGAUCAUGAAACGACAAAUGCGUCUCUGUCCCCGUCUGGACCGUGAGCGCUGAUUGUCAACUGGCACGUUGGAAAGAUACCAGCAACCUGAUGACCCAAAGCAACUCAACGCUGUGUCUCGUUGAAAGGCAUCUCCAGCCAUGCUAUGAAGGUGUGGUAUCUGGGAUGUUGGGGCUCAAGAAGCUUUAGUUGCUCGGCUUCCCCACAGGUGCGUUCCUUUCAGCACUUUUCUCAUUACCAGUCAUGUGAAACGGAUCUUAUAAAGACGUAUAUCCGGGUCAAAGCCACCUACUACUACAAAGAAGAGCAACAACGAGUUUAAUGGAUAUGUGUGGUUUCUGGAAACUUGCAGAUCUCCCCCCUGAGACGAGAAACCAACUGGAACGCCCUGACUGUCACAACUAAAUGCCCCUUGGCCUUACUUGGGAAGUUUCUUCGAACUACUCAGGCUGCCAGUCAACCGCAACGGAAAGUAAAUCAGAAAAGCAGGAAGAAGGGGGGCACACGAGAACUUGCAGGGAAAAGGUACGACUCAUAUUUGCAAGGGAACAACGAACCACUCGUCCUUAACGGUACCAUCGAGUUUAAAGUUCACUCGUGCUAUGAUGAUGCUCCAUUUAUGAGUUCCACCACCCACAAGGAAAUGGUCAGGCAUUGGUAACCCGAAUCAGCAGAUGUUGGGACACUCGUACCUGCCAUAGUCGGAGAGAGAAUGGUGAUCAGCAGCAGGCUUCACAGCUGUGUGCUUUUGGAGGCUAUUGACAGCUCGUUGGCGAACAUUGGUACAAAUAAACCGAACACGUUACGGUCAGUAUAUCAGACCUUGAACUUCACUCCUAGGGCUUACCUGGAUGCACUUGAUGGGUUCUGGCCGGUGUGUCUUUCAAUUCCUAGAUUCCUAUUACAGCUUUGUAUCAGUCUUUCCGACUUAGACCGAGCAAUAUCGGACCAUCCAUCCCUGUUUGGUUUGUACUUGCAACCGCUAGGUUGGUAAAGGUCGAUAUCCGGUCUCGAUCUUUUCAGGUAUGCUUGCAUCAUGAGAAGCUUCAAUAUAACCUGUGGUUAGUCCUCUGAUUAUAUAUUUUCUCGUUCAUUUUG
This is a messenger RNA of Neurospora crassa OR74A, 2021 nucleotides long. RefSeq lists its product as hypothetical. The transcript has 2 exons. NCBI's taxonomy places the organism in Eukaryota, Fungi, Ascomycota, Sordariomycetes, Sordariales, Sordariaceae. The coding region runs from base 183 to 911 and encodes 242 amino acids. Gene Ontology annotation, biological process: ubiquitin-dependent protein catabolic process via the multivesicular body sorting pathway; protein targeting to membrane; protein targeting to vacuole. Gene Ontology annotation, cellular component: ESCRT I complex. The record is from RefSeq and is a predicted model, not a curated record.